GUUCUAGCUGAGGAAACAGUCUCUUUGUUAUGAUGCCAUCCCGUAACAAUGUAACUACUGGGAUUCCCAGUAGUAAAGUGAAAUACUCUAAGCUUUCUAGCACAGAUGAAGGCUACAUUGAUCUUCAGUUUAAGAAGAGCCCUCCCAAGAUUCCUUACAAGGCAAUAGCACUUGCCAUAGUGCUAUUUAUGAUUGGCACCUUUCUCAUUGUUAUAGGUGCUCUGCUGUUAGCUGGAUAUAUCAGCAAAGGGGGGGCAGACCGAGCCAUUCCUGUCCUGAUCAUUGGGAUUCUGGUAUUCCUGCCAGGAUUCUACCACUUGCGCAUUGCCUACUACGCUUCCAAAGGCUACAGAGGCUACUCUUAUGAUGAUAUUCCGGAUUUUGAUGACUAGAGGCUACUUUGGUCCAGAAGAAAACAAAUGUUGGGAAUAAGCUUAGCACUGAAAGGCUGAACCCAUGGAAAUUUAAACACCAGUGGGUUAGAGAAUUCUCUAGUUCUAUAGCUAUUUUACUAAGAUUAUUGCUAGGCUCUCUUAGGAUCAUCCCAAAGAUGUUAACUGAGCUUGCAAUUAGAGAAAUAAGACAUCUUUUUCUUUACCUCUUGUUCUGAGCUAAGGUUUUUGAAGAGGCAGCUUUUCCAUAUAUAUACAUAUAUAUAUGUAUGUGUGUGUGUGUGUAUGUGUGUGUGUGUGUAUAUACAUGAAUAUAUAUAGAGACAUAUUCAGAAGCAGUGAAAAUAGUAAUAGAAUCACUCCAAAAAUAGUUUUUGUAAGAAAUGCCCUUUUUAGGCUGAGGUUUAUCACCAGGUUGACUGUAUAGUGAUGAAUUUUUAUAUUCCAGCAGCUUUCAAGACCACAUAGAGGUGUAGAAAAGUCACUAUAUAUCUACAAACACACACAUACUAAUACACAUUUGGUGAGGAAGUAGCCAAAUAAUGGUUUGGUUGAAAAAAGACCAAAUCUCCCAAACUUAAAUUGAAUAGUUUUGUGUUUUAGCCUUUAUUUUUGGAAGUAAUCUGGUUUUAACAUGUUUGUGUCAAAUAGAAAAUGUGUCUAAUUUUAUAUUGUUAAGUAAUUCUUUUAAAAACUCCAAAUGACUCCUUUAUCCCAUCAACUUAUUUCUUCUGCAGUCUUCCAGUAGAACAUCCCUUGAUAAAACUAUAAUCAAGUUGGUGAGAAUUCAUCAUAAUUCUCACAUGCCUUUUGGAGGGACACAAGAAUUAGGAAUUUUGAAAGUCUCAGAACAUUUUUUGCAGUUUUUUACCUUAUCAAUAUUUUUGCAAGACCUCAUCUAUUUCGUAGGUAUGCUGUCUAGCUUAUAUCAUGAGGCAUUUUUUCCUAUGAAGAUCAGGAUGUUCUGUGCUUAUAUCGUUCCUUUAAGAAUUGAAUUUUUGACUGUUUAGUAGGAUAGUUUAUUCCCUAUGAAAAAUAAGGUUUAGAUGAUCAUAAUUUAGUGGUUUUUAAAAAUUGCUUUAUUAGUACCUUUUAUCAUUGUUUUCUUGUGAAGAUUGAUCCAGACUCAAGGGGUCUCUUGAAGUCUAAGCUUGGUUAAUACAGUCUGAUUAUUUCAUUGUUUCAGGGAGUGUAAGUAUAUUUAAGAAAAAUUAAAAUGUCAAAAUCAGAGCUCUAGAUUUAAUAUGUGUAAAAGCUGUGCCUUAUAUUGGACAUUGUAAUAGACAUGAUUGAUUAUCAUGUUGGAUUUGAAUCUAUGAAUCAUAUAGAGAAUAUAUCCUUUUUCCUUUUGGUGAUACCAUCAGACUCUAAGACCUUGCUGUAUAACCAUACUUUUACUCUUACCUACAAUGAAUCGUUUUUACAUUUAACCAUUAGGCAUCUAAGAUCUAGUCAGUAACAUUUCAUUGAGUAUAAGUGAAGAGCAUUCCUUUAGGUACUAUUCCUAUUUGUAGCAAAAGCAGGCAAGUGGUACCAUUUCUGUGCUCAGGGAACUUACCUAUUAAUGGGAGAAACAACCGAAAAACAGAAAACCACGGAAGUAUAUUAAAAUGCAUUUUCUUCCAUAUAGAAAUAUGUCCCUGUUGAUUAUAAAAGUAAGACAGCUGCUCAGGGAAGGUUGUUGAAAUGACAGAAGAGACUGAAACCAGAUUGUGUUAUGUGAAGGCCUUGCAAAGAAGAAGGACAAGGCAUUCAAAGAAGAGAGGAGCAGCACGAAUGAGAGGCAGUAGUGGAGUGGAAAGAGCACAAGAUGGGGAAAUCAUCAUACUUAGGCUUGAUUCUUCGCUCCAUCCACUUGCUGAGUCACUUAUUAAUCUCUCAAUUUCUUCAUCAAUAAAAUUGUAGUGAUAGCACUUACACUACUUACCUCACAGGGUUGUUGUGAGGAAAAUUAUUUGUAAAACCUUGAAACCUAUAUGUGUGGCACACACCUAUACUGUAUAAAUAUGAGUUAUCUUAAUAAUAAUGAUUGGCGAAAUGGAUUAGGAGUCAAAAUGCCUAGAUUUCAGUCCUUGUGACCUCGGACAAGUAGUUUAACCUCUUUGAGCCACUUUUUCUUCAUCUGUAAGAUGAGGAUAACAUGAAUUCCUCAUAAGAUUUUUGUGAAGAUAAGAUCAUAUAUGUAAGAUAUUUAUAGAGUGCUAUAUAAGUGCAAUGAGCUCUUAUUGGGAAGGAAGAUAAAAAUAGAUGAAUUGUGAGAGAGGGUUCAGAGAAUAUCACAGAACAACUUCAGAAAUCUUGUCCGGGGAAUUUUAAUCUGGAAUCAACUUUUGGUAAAAAGUAUUUCAAUAACUAUUUUAAUGUAAUUGUUUUCCUUUGUGAUCCUAUGUAUAUUGUAUAUUUGACAGCAUUAUUCUGAGAAGUGAACUGUAGGUUUUAUCAGACUGUCAAAGAAGUCUGUAACACAGAUAAAGUUUAAGAACCCCUGUCUAAUCCAACCUCAACAUUUUACAGUUUAGCAAACCAAGCUCAGAGAGGAUAAGUGAAAACAUAAGAGGUUUAUUUAGCUGGUGUGGGUAGUUUAUGCUAGCCACUGGGCUUAUUAGAAAAGUAGAAUAGUUGAUGAGAGAGAUAAGAAGGACUGAUUAAGAUGUUAAUUUAAUUCAAGAGUUAGUGGAGGUGGCACUAGGUGGCUCAGUGGGUUGAGAACCAGGCCUAGAGAUAGGAAGUUCUAGGUUCAAAUUUGGCCUCAGACAGCUGUGUAACUCUGGGCAAGUCACUUAAUACCCGUUGCUUAGACCUUGUCAUUCUUUUGCCUUAGAACCAAUACACAGAAUUGAUUCUAAGAUGGAAGGUAAAGAGUUAAAAAAAAAAGUAGAGCAAAACUAGACCUUACCUUUCAUCUCUUUCCUAGUCUAAUGCAGCAGAUUUUGUGAUCAAUACGUGUUCAUUGGAUGAAUAAGACUUCUUAAGAAGAGUGAUUAAUAAAAACUGGUCAAAAUGCAA
Messenger RNA from Monodelphis domestica (gray short-tailed opossum), 3398 nucleotides. It is a transcript of the gene TMEM230, whose product is annotated as transmembrane protein 230. Gene Ontology annotation, biological process: synaptic vesicle transport. Lineage: Eukaryota; Metazoa; Chordata; Mammalia; Didelphimorphia; Didelphidae. The record is from RefSeq and is a predicted model, not a curated record. Gene Ontology annotation, cellular component: endomembrane system; synaptic vesicle.